AUGAAAGCCAGAGUUUUGAGUGGGGCAUCCGUGCUGGGUGCUGCUCAUAAGAAAGCCAAGUUUGCUUCUGUUCUGCCAGCUGGGACUGAAGUUACCCGGCAAGGCGCCACCAAUGACUUCAAGAAGGGCCGAAUCAUGGUGGUCAAGCCUGUAGCUAGGGCGUAUAUCCUGUCUGGGAGGAUGAUGUCGAGCUUGGCGGUGGGGGAUUGGCUACUCAAAAAGAGGUGGCCAAUGCUCGUUUUCAUGAUAGUUGGGAUGGUGCUACAUAUACUGCUAUUUUUUGGAGUCUUCUCCGAGAUGGGCAUGGUGACAGGAGGUGCGGGUGUACUGGUCGUGGUGGCUUCCCCGACUGCUCUCAGUUGGAGCAUGUACGGCUUAACUGCCGGCUGUUGGGGGCUUUCAAUCCUUGCCAUGCUGACGAGGGUGCACAGCCAGCUGCUUUGGAUGACGCUCCGGACAUUCGAUCCCUGGGCCAUCAUCGCUUGCGCGCUGCGGGGCUGGGCGGCGCGGAUGUUCUCACGGCUGGCCCUCCACCACGACACGGCGCACAUCGUGGAGGAUAUGUUGGACCUGCUUGUGAUGUUGCAGCUGUCGUUCCUGAUCAUCUUAGCAGAGGCGGCGGAUAUACCCAAGACGACCCAAAAGUUCUUCGUCGCUGCUUGCUUUGUGUACUGCGCAGUCCUCACGGCUGGGCCCCUCUUCCUUCCAGACCUUCCCAACUGGGAUCCGGACACCAGUGUGCAGAUCCUCUUCUUCGCAUCAAUGUCCCCGAAAAGUCAGUUCAUCAGUGCCUACGGGACCAUGGCGGUGCUCCUGACGAAGGCAGCGGUAAGCGUGAUCUUUCAGCGGCAUGACUUCAUGUUUCUUAGAUGUCACUACGAGUAUUGCUUGGAUCAGCUAGAUACCUCCUUCGCCAAACUGGCUGCAACGGACCCUUCCUGCAUCUUCUACUCAGACUUCCGCCGUGCGCUGCAAGAGAUGGGCGUAUCAGACAGCCACAUCUUUGCUGGCUUCAACACCCUGGACAUACAACAGACGGGGCGAGUCACUCUGCAGAACUUCCGACGCUGCCUAAAGGAUGUGUUCACGGAAGCACCAGACUCUUCGCAUGCUGCGCUGCUCGCGAAGUUCUGCCAGGAUUCCUUCUCCAUCGUGUCGGGGUACGGCUCGCUUGACAGCAUGUUGGGCCUUGUCUUCAGCCAGUGGCGGCGCAUCAAGAUGAAUGAGUUUGGCCAGCUGCUGUAUCAUUACUUGAUGCAGGAUCCUGGCGUGGAGAAGCUAUUUCGGUCUGCGAGCUUCAGAACCCAGUCCUUGUUGUUUGCAUCCUUUGUUCAAGUUGGCCUGGGAUGGUUGGAGGAAAAGGACUUCCGGCGCGUCGAGAGGGACAUGACGAGCCUGGGCAUGCGCCACGUGAGUUACGGUGUCCACCCGACCCACCUCUGCAUCUUCCAGCUGGCCUUGUUACGGGCGCUGUCCAACCGCCUCAAGGGGUUGCCUCCCGAGUCGGAGAUGGCCUGGUCAGUGGUGUGGCUCCAUUUCAUUGCGGCCCCCUUUACCCAAGGGCUCCUGACCACCGAAGAGACGGACAAGAGGACGAUGACUGGGACAGUACGGGACCUGUUGCAGCAGGCGACGAGCCACAAGAGCUUCUUGCCUUACCUGGCGGCCAAUUUGAACAACGUGCCGGGAGGCGAGCACAACUGGAGCUCUUCCGUCUUUCGCGACACACGGCACGAGUUGAGCCACAUGGCUAUCUUGGUCUCCUUCAUUCAAGACACAGCUGAGAAGCUGUACGCGGGGGACAUGCUGACCGCACGGCACAGGCUUCGGCAAGUGGCAUCCAUCCAUUGGGACCGCGGCGUCUUUCCCAGGCAUAUGCUGACAUUUCAGCAUGCUGCCACGAUGACGUUCCGGGACCUUCUCGGACCAGAGGUCUUCAACUCCCACGCGGAGACGAUGUGGGCCGUAUUCUUUCAGGUCGAGGUGCUGGACGUCUUGCUUCUGGCGCCCUUCGCAGAAACUCAAGACAAGGUGGAGUCCUGGGCUUUGACCUGCAAAGCUCAUCUCGUGAAAAAGGAUCACUGGAUGUCCUUGAUGAAAAUGGCUGCGGUGGAGGGAGAUCUCGCCGUCAAAGGGUACCAGCGGCUCUGCGCCGAGAGCGGGAAAGACGUUGAGAAGCUCUGCGUGGACGAUGUGGUGAAGACUUUCUGUGACGAAAGCAUGCAGCAUCCCUCAUGGACUUUUGAGCGGGUUGUCCAGAACUACUGCACGACUCCCCCAGCAGUGGCCUUGCUCGAGUGA
This is a messenger RNA of Symbiodinium natans, 2301 nucleotides long. NCBI's taxonomy places the organism in Eukaryota, Dinophyceae, Suessiales, Symbiodiniaceae. The record is from the annotation of a GenBank genome assembly.